CGCCGCCACGUCCUGAGCCGCCCAUCUAUGCAGCCGACGACGACGGGCUGGCUCCUCCUCCACCCAUGCGCCCCUCCCAAUCUCCAUAGCCUCCAACGACCAAAUCCAUCUCCUGCCUCCUGGAACUAGUCCUGCCAGUGCGCCGCGUCCGCCGCCGGUGAAUGCCCUCCGCAAGGACUGCCCCUAGCCCCUCUGCUCCGGCGCUCCUCGGUCGUCCCCGGCCCUUUGCCUGGUCGCUAGGGACGUGCUGCUCCACGCCUGCUCCUGCCGGGGGCCGCCGCCUGCCGCGCCGGCUCUGGCGCUUUGCUCCGGCCAAUCCCGGGCUGCUCGCCUGCUCGGCAGGACUCUGCCGCCCAGGACUUGCUGUCAACAAACAGCAAGCAGGCUGGGAAAAAGAAGAGGAAGAUAUAUUUCAUUGCAAGUUUCAACACCCAGUGUUUCAGUUGGACUGAAUCAACUCCACAAAUUGGAACAACCAUAGAUUGGACCACCGCCUUUGGCUUCAAACAACCCGCCUUCAAUCUCAACUCGAGAAAGUACCUCUUUUGUAUCCCAUACUCUUUUUUUGAAGUUUUUGGCAUGUUUUUAUCUAUUUUGUUGUAUCAUUAAGAAUUGAGUUUAAAUUCUAGAGAGACAUACCAUUUGUCCAAAAGUAUCAAGCAUUGGAUGUAAAGUGGACAACCUAUUCGGUACUGAAACAAUAUGUGUAGCAUGUAUGAAGCUGAAUCAUGCUUAUAACACUGAAGAGCACAGUAACUUCCAUAAUGCAAGUAAGUAGCUGCAAUCUUCCAGGAUUUUUUAUAAAUAAAUCAGCAACAUGCCACUCACCUAAGUUGUCUUUUCAGCGUAUCCUACCAUGCGCCAAUGAGGGAAGUGGUAGUGUAUCCUAAAAAUCCCCUUUUCCUGAAGCUGUAAACACAUGCAGCAACUGAUCGUGUGCAUUAGAAUGCACUGUUUGAUAAUUACUCUCUUAGGCCCUGGUUGCUAACUUUGUAAAAAUAUGCAACCGGCUACCCUUCAACAAUUGCAAGUCACUUGGGAACUGUUUGGUUUCCAGCCAAAUGUUGCCAGACCUAUGGUUAGGCACACAUAAUUUCUGAGGUGAGUGAGUGUUUGGUUGGCUGACACAGUUGUGGCUUGCGACUUUACUAGUCACAUGAUUAAGGAGUAUAUUUUGGCCACACUUUUGUGGCAAGCCACACUCUGUCCCGAGGGGUAACAAUUACUACUUUUGGCUUAGUUGUGGCAAAGUAAGCUUUUAACCAAACUAGGGUGUUAAAUUGGUCUUAAGUUUCAAUCUAGUAUUGUAGAUCAUCACAUAUGUUCUCUGUUUCUUGUUCAAUGAUGUCUUAUCUGACUCGUUAAUCAGUCCAACUUAAUAUCCUUUUUCCUGUUAUCCUUAGAACAAAUAUAUAUGACGUGUAUGCAGUGCAGCCCACUAAUUAUUUAGAUUGCAUUGCAAACGCCCUUUUAUACAUGCUUUUCAUUUUUCAUUCAGGUGGCUGCACAUAUCCUCCAGGUUUCUGUAAUUGGGAAGGAGUGUAUUUCCAGUAUGGUGAUAAUUGUAUAUAUAAUAAUACUGACUGUGAUCAUUGGCCUUUUUUUUACCUUCUGUUGUACCUUGAUUUUUGUAUAUGGUGCUUACCUGAGAUGCACAAGAUCAUCAAUAACACGAUGAUAUAAAGCAGGAAAUUAACACAGUUUUUUAAAGCACCCUAUUAUAUGGUUUUUAUGCUCAGUUUGGAUACUUAGAUAGUCCAACAAUCUUAGUAGUUUUGCAGAAGGAAAGAAGUCCCUACAGCGAUUAGAAAGAGUAAAUAUUUCUAGAUAAUUGAAGGCCCUGCAUAUAUAAUAUCAAUCAUAUGUCCUGUUUUAUAUUUUUGUUUGUUCAUGUGGUGUGUGUUUCCUUUCGAUGUAGCCAGAGUUGGGAUUAGGGGGAGAAAGAUGGCAGCAUAUGUGAAAUUGUAUUGAACUGAGUGGCGUCUUUGCAUAAUAGUUAAACCUACAAUGGCACAUUUCUUUUGAUGUUUUUCAAUUCAAGGUUGAUGAAAUAUUUUAGGAUCCAAUCAUUGAAGUAAAAUAUCUAUGUAUUCCAUGCUUUUCUUGCAAAAAGAUUUGAAUCAGCUUCCAUCUCUUAAAUAACACAUGUAAAGUUAUACACUGACAUAUUUUUUUUGUUUCAUUACUUCGGCAUAUCAAAGGGCGAUGGAUCGAGGUUGGGUGAGUCAACCAAGAGCUAGUGCUGCUUACAAAGAUGGUGUCGAGCAAUUUCUGUCUUUUGCAUUCCAUGAUGUUCCGGCUGGUGAUAGAAUUCUCUGUCCUUGUGUAAAUUGCCGAAAUAAAGCUAUGCAGAGUUAUGAUGGAGUGAAAACUCACUUGAGAUGUGAUGGUAUUCUUCAAGGUUACACUAAGUGGGUUUGCCAUGGAGAGGAUUACAGUGAACCAUCAUUUGCAUUUGCUCAUGUAUCAGAUAACAGUGGCAAUUUUUCUAUUCCUGGCAUCCCAAGGAAUGUUGUUGGAGAAGGCAACCAUGGAAGGAUGGAUGACAUGCCAGGACUCUUAAGUGCUGUCUUUGCUAUGGCUAAUAGUUGUUAAUCUUUAUCAAGCACAUCUGAUGGUGAAUUAGAUGGCGUUGAAUUUGAGAAUAUGGUACCUAAUUCAGUUGAGGAUGAGAAUGCAGAUGCUCAAACAAGGAAGAAACCUAAUACGUAUGCAAGCUUCUUGGAGGAUGCAAACACGGAGUUAUACCCUGGAUGUAAAGCAUUUUCUAAGUUGUCAUUUCUCAUCACCUUGUAUCACAUGAAAUGCUUACGUGGAUGGUCACAAGAAUCAUUUACAACGCUACUUGGUGUUUUGUCUGAUGCACUUCCACACGCACAACUACCAAAGAAGUAUCCGUGGCUUAGGCCUUGACUACGAGAAAAUUCAUGCAUGCCCCAAUGAUUGCAUGCUUUUCCGAGGUGAACGAGCUGAUCAAGAGUCUUGCCAUGUGUGUGGCAGCUCGCGUUGGGUUACAAAUGAGAAGAAAGACUCCCAAGCUAAAUCUGUAUCUAAGCAGAAGAAGAAACUAGCCAAGGUGUUGCGUUACUUUCCUUUGAUACCGAGGAUUCAAAGGCUCUUUGCAACAAGAAAAACAUCAGAUGACAUGCGUUGGCACGAUGAGGGUCGUACUAAAGAUGGAAAGAUACGACAUCCAGCUAAUGGGGAGUGUUGGAAAGAUCUUGAUGCUAGAUACCCCAGUUUUGCUGCUGAUCCUCGUAAUCCGCGCCUUGGCAUUUCGAGUGAUGGAUUUAACCCUUUUCGGAGUAUGAGUUCAAAACAUAGUACUUGGCCAGUGAUGCUUAUCCCGUACAACCUACCGCCUUGGAUUUGCAUGAAAGAAACAUCUCUAAUUUUAUCGAUGAUCAUUCCUGGACCAGCUUCCCCUGGGAAUGACAUUGAUAUAUAUUUGCAGCCACUGAUUGAUGAGCUCUUACAGUUAUGGGAUGGUGUAGACACAUUUGAUGCUUCCUCGCAAGAGAUAUUUCCACUCAAGGCUGCACUAUUAUGGACUUUAAAUGAUUUUCCAGCAUUAGCUUACCUGUAUGGUUGGAGCACAAGUGGUAAAUAUGGGUGUCCAUCAUGUGGUCCUUCUACAAGAUCAUUUCGCCUGAAUAAGAGUAUGAAACUUUGUUAUAUGGGUCACCGUCGCUGGUUACCACAGGGUCAUGUAUUUCGAAACCGAAGAAGGCGGGAAUUUGAUGGCACUAAAGAGACAGAAUUGGCACCGACAAGUAUGAGUGGUAGUUCAGCUUUGAAAAUGUUGCAAGGCAGAGUGUUUGUGUUAGGCAAAAAAGGCAAUGUAGCAAAGAAAGCAAAGGGCGGAAAGAAGGUCAAAAACAGUGAAAAAGAAAAUGAAAAGAAUCAAGAACCGAAGCGUAAAAGGAAGGCAGACAACAAGAAGUCAAUUAAGAACCAAGGUAAGCCUGAGAAGAAGCCUGAGGAUUGGUUCAAAAAAAAUCAAUAUUUUUCAACUUGCCAUAUUGGGAACUUAACAAGUUAAGGCACAAUCUCGAUGUAAUGCACAUAGAAAAGAAUGUGUUUGAUAAUUUAAUUGGAACGUUGUUGGAUAUUGAUUCUAAAACAAAGGAUGGCCUUAAUGCACGGCUUGAUUUGGCAGAAAUUGGUGAAAAUGGAAUUCGACAUAAUCUUCAUCCUGCUGUAGAUGAUAAUGGAAAAAUAGUAUUGCCUGAUGCACCAUUUACUAUGUCUAGAAAACAACAAGAAAUACUUUGUUCAGUGAUGCACAAUAUUAGGACCUCCGAUGGAUAUGCAUCAAAUUUUUCUAGGCAUGUCAACAUGAAAGAUUGUACAAUCUCAGGUCUCAAAAGUCAUGAUUGUCAUGUUAUUCUGGAAGAUAUUCUUCCUCUAGCACUUCGAUCCUGUUACCCACACAAAGAGGUCAUGGAAAUAGUUAUCGGGCUGUCUAAUUUCUUCAAGAAACUAUGCUCGAAAGUCUUAGAUGUCUCUAAGCUUGACGAACUUCAAGAGAGUAUUGUGAUGACACUUUGCAAUAUGGAGAGAAUUUUUCUUCCAUCAUUCUUUACUAUCAUGGUGCAUCUAAUGGUGCACUUGGUUGACGAAGUUAAACUUGGUGGUCCAGUGCACUAUCGGUGGAUGUACCCCCUAGAGAGAUCAUUUGUUCGGCUGAAAGCACUUGUGCGCAAUAGAGCAUUUCCUGAAGGUUCAAUUGUUGAAGGGUAUCUUGCCCAAGAAUGCUUGACCUUUUGUUCAAGAUUUCUAGAAGGAACUACACGUUUUACAAGACCAUCAAGAAACCCCGAUCCUUCAGACAAGAUAAAAGAUUUGUACAUGUUCCAUAGUGCUGGUGAGCCAAUUGGAAAGGAUGUCCCAGUUGGGCAGUUUAAUAGCCGGCUUCUUAUUCAAGCGCAUCGAUAUGUCUUGCGACAUUGUGAUGAGCUUGCAGAUUUCCGCAAUGAAUUUGUGGCUGAAGAGAAUAGCAAAUGAUGUGACUCAGCUAAUUUGACAGAAGCUGAUACCACUAAGUUAAUUAACGAACACUUUGCUGACUGGUUGGAACAAAAGGUACAUUUUACCGUAUUCAUGUACUCUGAAUUAUAUAGGCACCUGAAUUUAACUAAUUGAACAUACAGGUUUUACAAAGCGAUGGAUCAACUAUUACAGAAAAGGUAAGAGCUUUGGCUGCAAAACCCAACAGAUACGGGGUGCUCUACAGUGGCUAUGUCAUCAACGGCUUCAGGUUCCACACGAUGAGUCAUGAGUCAGGGCAUGUCACACAAAAUAGUGGUGUAGUGAACAUUGCAGAAAAUGGUGUUAGAUAUUAUGGCAGAUUAAGUGACAUCUUUGAAUUGUCAUACAAUGAUUACAAAGUGGUGUUCUUUAAUUGUGAUUGGUACGAUGUCUACCACAAAGUUGGCAUUCAAACGGAUGAGUUUGGGUUCACUCUUGUGAACAAGUCUCGGAAAAUACACACAGGAGAUGAGCUAGAGGAUGAUCCUUUUGUAUUUUCCUCCCAAGUGCAGCAGGUUUUCUAUGUUCAAGACCCAAAAGCUGAACUAUGGAAUGUAGUAGUGGAAGUCAGGCCUCGUGAUCUUUUUGACAUGGGUGUUGACGAAUCAUCGGAUGAAACAGAGUAGAGCAUUGUGCUUUUGGUUCAGGCUGAAGUAUGGUUAAAGCUCUUUGCUGGUGUGGUUCUUUGCAUGCAACUACAAUUUUAGUUAUGGUUUUGGUAGCGGUUUACAAGCACAAAGUCAGAAUGCUUUAUUAUAUAUAGUUUGUGGUUGUAUUUUUUUCGUACUAAUUCAGGGCACAACCCAAGUGUACUUGGUUGUGAAUUUUAAGUUGAUUCUGUAGAAUUUCUGUUCUGGAAAUUAAGUAUCACAUUUGGUUUA
Triticum dicoccoides is the source of this 5912-nucleotide messenger RNA. RefSeq lists its product as uncharacterized. The transcript is spliced from 4 exons. NCBI's taxonomy places the organism in Eukaryota, Viridiplantae, Streptophyta, Magnoliopsida, Poales, Poaceae. Bases 4060 to 5007 code for a protein of 315 amino acids. The record is from RefSeq and is a predicted model, not a curated record.